Molecule: messenger RNA, 2033 nt
Organism: Cicer arietinum (chickpea)
Lineage: Eukaryota; Viridiplantae; Streptophyta; Magnoliopsida; Fabales; Fabaceae
Biological process (GO): regulation of DNA-templated transcription
Molecular function (GO): double-stranded DNA binding
Source: RefSeq, a predicted model, not a curated record
UUUUUACGUUGAAUAGUAGUAAUUUAUGAACUCUCUGUGUAGCGCUGAUUCGACGACGAAACCGCUAAAAACAAUGCAUCAGUGCAGAUCAAGCACUUCCGAUGCUCACCGCCGCCGUGAAGUCACCUGAGAUACACUAUGAAUUCAGCGUUUUCUCCCUCUAUCGCCGGGAGGUAUAAUUGAAGGUAACAAAUACCCUUCCAAUAUUCGAUAUUACAAAUUUGAAACCAUUUUCUCCACUUUCCUAAACCCUAAGCACUAUUUAACUACUAUUCAUUUAUCAUCAUUCAUUAUUUUUUUCUUUUCUUCAAUUCAACAACGCUACAUUGCUUUCAAUUUUCACUCCAAUAACAUCAAUCAUCAUGUUCAAGUUCAAAAUAUGGCACAAUAGAACCAUUCUCUAUCUUAAGGGUUUAACUUCCGCACCAACAUCACCUCUCUUUUCUCUGCAUUUCUGCACCAACACUUCCGAUUCACCAUCAUUUGCAGUUUCAUACCUCAUCCACAAUUUUGGAUUCUCCCCACAAUUUGCAAACAAACUUUGCUCCACUUACAGUGUUAAAUUUAAGACCGCUCAAAAACCUGACUCUGUUCUCAGCUUCUUUAGAAAUCAAGGCUUCUCUGAUUCCCAAAUACACAAUAUCAUUGCAAAGGUACCAAGUCUUCUUUCCUGCGACCCCAUCAAAAGGGUAUUGCCAAAGUUUCAAUUUUUUCUCUCCAAAGGUGCUUCUAACUCUGACAUUGUUAACCUUGUUAGUAAGAACCCCGUGGUCCUGUCUUAUAGCUUGAAGAAUCGACUAGUCCCAAACUAUGAAUUGGCUUAUAGAUUCUUGAAAUCUCCCAAGGAAACUAUUUCGUGUACAAUUUCCAAUUCAGCUUUCUUUGGAAAAAGUAACGUGCCACAUAACAUCAGAUUGCUGAUGGAGAAUGGAGUAAAAGACUUGAACAUUACAAGAUUGCUUCAGACUCGGUGUCGGGCAUUCCAGCCACAUGACUUGCUGAAGUUGGUGGAGGAAUUAAAGGAGUUGGGUUUCAAUCCUUCAAAAUCAACUUUUGGUGUAGCAUUGCAUGCCAAAACAACUGUAACCAAAACCCGGUGGAAAGAGAAAGUUGAUGCCUUUAAGAAAUGGGGUUGGUCUGAUCAAGAUAUUGUGGAAGCAUUUAGAACGCAACCUAAUUGUAUGUUAGUAUCUGUUGAAAAAAUUAAUUUAUUUAUGAGUUUUUGGGUCAAUCAGUUGGGUUGGGAUGCUAUGGCCCUUGUCAAAGGAUCCUCGGUUUUUACAUUAAGUUUGGAAAAAAGGAUCAUUCCAAGGGCCCAAGUAGUGCAAUAUCUGCUGAAGAAAGGUUUGCGAAAAAAGACUGCAAGCGUGAUUUUUCCAUUUGUAGUGCCUGAGAAGAGGUUUCUUGAUAUGUUUGUAAAACGUUUUGAGGAGUCCUCUUAUCUAUUAAAGUUGUAUGGGAAAAACUCAAACUUGCAUGCACCAGGGACAAAACCUGCUUGUCAUGAUUAGAUUUUCAGAGAAUUUGACAUGUGUUCCGAAAAUUCUUUAAAAAACAAUCCAAUUCCUAUUCAAUUCAUCAAGAGUUGAAGGAUUUACUUCUGAUGGCGUUGAACAGACGGAACCCUCAUCCUUCACCUCAUACUUCUUAAAACUAAAUUAAUACUUACCUUUCUAAAAGAUCCUCGGUUUUUUUCCCAAGUUUGGAAAAAAGGAUCAUCCAAGGGCCCAAGUAUUGCAAUUUCUGCUGAAGAAAGGUUUGGGGAAAAAUAAUGCAAGCUUAAUUUCUCCAUUUGCAGUGCCUGAAAGUUGUUUGCUGAUAUGUUUAUAACACAUUUUGAGGAGUCUUCUUAUCUAUUAAAGCUGUAUGAGAAAAAACUCAAUCUUGCAUUUGCCGGGGACAAAACUUGCUUGUCAUGAUUAGACUUUCAUGUAUUUUAGCCUUACUAUGUUAUUAUUGUUCCAUGUUUGAUUAGAAAUUUGUUUGGUACAGAAUGUGAUUGGAGCUAGUUUAGUUUUGCUUACUUUUACAAA